Dreissena polymorpha is the source of this 2864-nucleotide messenger RNA. RefSeq lists its product as uncharacterized. The transcript is spliced from 2 exons. Bases 356 to 1288 code for a protein of 310 amino acids. NCBI's taxonomy places the organism in Eukaryota, Metazoa, Mollusca, Bivalvia, Myida, Dreissenidae. The record is from RefSeq and is a predicted model, not a curated record.
UCUGAAAAUGUUUGUGUGGCUUCGAUAACAGAACAGGACAGAACAAAAUGUUCAUUCACUUAUGCAUAUUAAAGCACAUCGUAUUAUCAAAUUCACAAUAAGACAGAUGUAGUAAGGUCAAUUUCUUAUCUCCCUUUUUACAUAACAUACAUUUACCUCUCGCCAGUGUUCGUUCACCCAUGAAAGCUCGUGCAAUUGUGGUCAUGUCCAAUCGUUAUUUAGAAUUGAUCCGAUGCAAGAUUUUCAUUCAAACGUACCUGUUGAUUUCAUUAUGAAAUUACUGACCACGCUUGCAUUUGCCGAGACCGUCUAGUGGACGCAAGUCCAUAGUCGUUGUUUUAUUCCAACCUGAACCAUGCCGUUAAAGCGAUGGCUUCAAAGGACUUUACUGGUCGUUGGAUUCAUAUUUCUAUCAGUGGGCUCCCUAAUUUACCGAUCAAUCCUCUACAACGUGCAUGUAUCGACAGUUUACGUGCAGCGGCGCGCGGAGCUGUUUCCUGGAAAUAUCAGCAUAUCUAAUCAGUGCACGUGGGACCUGAAUCGCACAGCUUACGAUUUCGCUGACUACACAUCGCCUGUUCUGACGCUGGUAGCCCGGAUGUUUGCGGAAGUGUACGCGCAGCACGGGAUAAUGACCGUUCUAAGAGAAGGAUCCUUACUUCACGUGUAUCGCCGCCAUAAAGCGGACGCUGACAUGGACACGUGGUUGAUCGUUCCACGUCACAUGACAGUUGCGCAUGCGUACGAGCUUAUUCAAUCAACUAUUCAAAAUAAUACGGAAUUCUCCGAUCUCUUGUUCGAGCAUCAAAAUCAGUACCUCAUGAGUAUUUUCUUUGCCUACAGUGACUGCGCGCGCGUGCGGUUUCGAGGGAAGACAGUGCUAGAUAUUGUCGUGCUUCACGAGACGCUAAUUAAAGACCCGGAUACUCAGGUUCCGUGUUUCGAUCUACUUAAGGGAUGUGUUUUAGACGUCAACGAAGACGUUGUGUCACUUUUAGACUCUAUCAAAGCCGGAACCAUGUUCGGUUACCUCUGUUACUGCAAUUACAUGGGCUCGAGGCUCCUCUGCCCUCAACACGCGACGGAGUAUCUGACCGUCCGCUACGGGAGCUCCUUCCGGACACCUGUUGCUAAGAAAGACUAUGUUUCGCUGCGCGGCGUAAGCUAUGAGCAACCGUUCGACUCAUGGAAGACGGUGUUAUCUAGUGUUCCGAAUGUCUGGAAAAUCAAAAGAUUGUUUGAAGGACCGGACAAGAUCAACACUGAACAACAAGCUCCUGAGAGCUAAUCUGAGGGCUAACAUCAUGUUUUUUUCAUGUUACUCCAAAUGGCGUAAAAAUAUUAAUCUUUGGUAUUUGUUAUGUUUUUACAAAAUAAAGGUAAAUCUUAAAAGCUCUUUAACAAGAUAUGACCCUACUAAAAAGUGAAAAUACUUUUAAAUAAGUGUUAGUAUUUCAGCAAAAACGCUUCAUCAAAAUAUUUCACAAUUGCGAAAAAAAUGUAUAGUGUCUGAGUACUUUUUACGACAUGAAGAGUAUGAUGAAACAUAUUAUAUUUUAGGCCUCCUACGCACAUUUUGGUGCCACCUUAUGUCUUUCAUGUCUUUCAAUUUGAACAUACAUGAAAAUGUUGUUACUACAGAAAAUUCCACAAAUAACCAACACAUGUCGCAAUGAAACUCAGCUUUGACUCCAUCAAAAUUACAAUCUAAAUUCAUUCAUAUUUUGUUUAAUCUAAGACUUCAUUAUAAAUCGGUCGCAAGUCGUGGCUACAUAAAAACGUAGCAAUUCAAAAGGGAUAACACUGAAAAAAGAUCUCUUAAAAUGCAAAUCAUAUAUAUAUAUAACAAGCGUAAAGAUAAAUGCAUUCCUUCACACAAUGCAUUAAUACAUGCAGCAAUGCCAGCAAAUACAUUACAAUAUCCUCCAGCAAGACAAAUAAAUGUUUGAGUACAGUCGAAACUGACCUAACGACCACCUGAGAAUAACGGUCAACUGUCAAUCUGGAUCAUCCCCCCUCCCCCGACGAAAAUCUCUCUUUAUUACACCUGAGAAUAACGGUCACUUUUCCAUAACGACCAACGGCCACUGUAUAUAAAAUGGCGCUGCUUACUUAAUAUCAUAAUUCUGGUUAUUUUUAAUUACUAUAUAUUCAAACGCAAUUUAAUGCAAAUUUAUGAUGUUUUAUAUGUCCAUUGAUGCAUGUUAUACAUUUUAGUACGCUGAUAACGUAAUCCAUUAUAUAUGUAUUUCUAUCACAGGGUAUGCAUAUCAUGUGUAUAUAAUUUCAUAUGUUAUUUAUUUUAGAAUUGAAUACGUCAUGGAUGUUCUUUAAACAAUUCAAUAGCUUUUUUUAGUUCAAUGUAAUAUCAUGAUUUAAAUGAAUUCGUGUGUUAAAACUUAAAUGAAAAUUUACCUAUGAGAGUGUAUGAGUUGUAUUUUAUAACGACUACAUAUGAAGUCUAUGUUAUUUAUUUUAAAUUCUUUCUAUCUUUUUGCUUACCUGUCCGUCUGUGUGUUUUCAAUAUUUAUAUUGGGCUGUGUUUUAGACGUUAUGGAUACCCGCUUACUUCCAGGAAGGAUCUUUCCUUCUAAUUCAUGUAACAAACCUCCAGAACGACAUUUUUUUAGAUGGUUUCGCAUAAUUAAACAUUUAAACAUCAUGUCUAUAUUCUACAUGUGUUCGGGAAAACUGAGAGCGAUUGUCAUGUUUUAUGUCUAGUUUUGUUGAUACAUCGCACUAUAUACAUGCAGAACAUAGCAAUUGUAUAUUUUAGUAAUUGUAUUUUAAGAUUAUUACUAUAGAGUGUGAUAAUAACAAUUUGAAUAUCGAAAAACGGACGUAAUAAACUGAUUUUUAAAGUA